This is a messenger RNA of Pieris napi, 1145 nucleotides long. RefSeq lists its product as uncharacterized. NCBI's taxonomy places the organism in Eukaryota, Metazoa, Arthropoda, Insecta, Lepidoptera, Pieridae. Bases 92 to 1006 code for a protein of 304 amino acids. The record is from RefSeq and is a predicted model, not a curated record. The transcript has 4 exons.
AGUAAAGAGAGGGGCUCGUUGAUAAAUAGAUGCGAACGCGCACCACAAGUAACUGGUAGUUUUGUUUUGACGGCGUCCGCCUCACAUCGAAAUGAGGUCGCUGGCUAUUACGUUAUGGGUGGCAGUAGCCAUCGCAGUUGCCGUUGCGGUGCCCGUCAAGGAAACUGAAGCUGAAGUAUCAAGAGAAAAAAGAUCACCAUUUGGAUGGCAUUCCGAACCCGAGGGUGUAUGGGAGAAGAAACUUAUAUGGCGCGAAGACUGGAAAAAGACGUGGAAGAAAGAAGCCAAGGUUGAAUGGAAGAUUGAACAUGUGAAGGAGAAAAUACCUGCUUGGAAAACGGAAAAGGUCCAACAAUGGCGAGAAGAACAAGUGCCCGCUUGGAAAAUUCAGAAAAAACCUAUCAUUAAGGAAAUCCAAGUGCCCAUUACUAAGGAGAUUAAAGUUCCGGAUUGGAAAAAGGUUUAUAAACCAAUUUGGCGUGAGAUCCAAGUUCCCGUGACUAAAACUAUCGAAGUUCCGGAAUGGAAGCAGAAUUACGUGCCUGAAUGGGUCAAAGAGGGCGUGCCCGGAGAGAAAUAUUUAGGAAAAGAUCAUCAUGGCUGGGAAUACACCAGCCACGAUCUUUGGAGGAAGAAGUUAGUGUGGCGCCCUGUUUGGAAAAAAGUACAUAAAACUGUGCAGAAACAGGAAUGGGUAAGUGAGAAGAAGCUUGAGUGGAAGGAAGAAUGGCAGCAGAUAUGGCGUAAAGAACACAAAACGGAAUGGCUAACACAGAAGAAGGAAGAGUGGGUUGAAGAGAAGGUUCAAGUGUGGAAAACAAUAAAGAGAGAAGUUUGGGUUCCAGUAAAGAAGCAGGUGUGGUUGGAAAAGACUAAAGAGGUCAAAGUCCCCGUGACACACUACGUUGACGUUCCCGUAUACAAGAAAGUUUUUACUCCCGUGUGGAAAAAAGUGUGGGUCCCACAUGAACAUCACGAUCACCAUGAACACCAUGGAUGGGAUUAAAAUUAGGUAGGAGCCAUAUAUUGUACAUAUAGAUACCAAACAUAGUCAUUUGUUAACUAAUUGUUACCAAUAAAUCCAAGGAGCGCAUGAGCGGCGUACGCAAAGGCGAAUGCACAUGAUUUCAACAUUAAAAUAGCCU